This is a messenger RNA of Linepithema humile (Argentine ant), 4804 nucleotides long. It is a transcript of the gene Rcd1, whose product is annotated as Reduction in Cnn dots 1. The record is from RefSeq and is a predicted model, not a curated record. Gene Ontology annotation, cellular component: NSL complex. NCBI's taxonomy places the organism in Eukaryota, Metazoa, Arthropoda, Insecta, Hymenoptera, Formicidae. Gene Ontology annotation, biological process: positive regulation of transcription by RNA polymerase II.
UUUAAAAGUAUUUUUAAUUUCUUUUUCCUUUCCCAUUUUAUGCAUUAUAAUCGUGGACCAAGAAGUGGAAUCGUUUGUUUUAACUGUACUUUUGCACUUCGUGUCUCCUUCACUUUCUCUUGCGCAGUUUGAACAUACGUCUGUCUUAUUUUAAACGAAAAAAGUGCAACUGGAACAAGCGAUCUAGUUUUAAGGUUAAAUUUGUAACAUACUCGUAUAAAAUAAGUAAAAUAGUAGUCGAUUCGAUUAAACGAAAAUGGAUCCGUUGCAUUUUCUCGUGCUGCUCGUGCAAUGUGCCUGUACAAAAUGGACAUCGUUAUGAUUAUUUGCGUUUGCCAUAUUGUACAUAGUUGAGUGGUGCUAAAAAAUUACGUUUGCAACUGUACUUUUGUACAUUAAUUUGUCCUGCGACACGUGGAAGCGAAAUGAAUAGUCGCAGUAUCAUCGCGAAAUUGCAAUAAGUGAUAUCACAUGGUUGUAGUUUGCUGAGUAAAGAAACGUUCAUUGUGCGAUGCCAGAUAUAAGAAAUAGGGUUAGUUUUCGGAUUCCUUAUAUAAGAAACGUGAUUUAAUUAUCUAAUUUCUGAAAAAUUUUGCCAAUUAAAGAGUUUCAUAAUAUUGCACAACACGCGAUACGUGGAAAAAACUCAGAAAUAUCGACUGCAUAAGCAUUUAUAUUGAGUGGAUUUAGCUUUGAAUAAAAGAUAAUGCUAGCAGCCAUGGCUGUGACACCAUCAACUCCUGUAGGUAGCACUGAGCUACCGAGUCCAACCACUGAAAUAUCCGAUGAAAAUUUAAAUAGUUUCAUCACAUAUCUGAAUAAUCUCGCUGGUAAUUAUGAGAUGGAUGUUGAUGUCAUAGUCAAGGAUCAUUGUUAUGCUCGAGCCUGGAACUGGAAGCCAGAGAAUGUCUAUGUGAAACCUGUAAAAAAAUUAUUUUUCUCAAAAAACACUUCAGCAAGUGCUACAUACAGAAAGGAUGAAGAAAUCAAUGUGGAAGAUGUUGAUAGCGAAAUGAUACCGCCUAUUGACUUCACCAGAGUUCAACACAUGAUGGACGAAUUUGAACGGUUAGCGAUCUUUGCGCGGCCUGAGGAAGACGAAGACUGGGAGGAUAAGAUAGACAAAACUUUUUGGUCUCCAGUGCAGAAUCGGAUAUUUUCCAAAGUGACUCGAGUACUGAGCUCGGAAAGGCUCAGCAGAUUAGCUAAGACUGAUAAUGCGGCGGAAUCGAUUUUUCGAAGAACGUCGGUUGAUAUCGCGGCGAGGCGAUUUCGGGAAACGUUAGCAUCUACAGGAUGGGACUGGAGACUGGCGCAAUGGCUGCACAAUUUAUUAUUCGAGCAUCUGUCCCACGAAUAUCUGGCCAUCUAUCUCGAUAUCUUGCAAGUUCUAAGACUGAAAAUUCCUCAACUAAUCGAUAAGAUGAUCGCCGUACAACCGAAUAUUAACUCCAAGACAGGUUCCAUAACGUGGGAAACGCUCGGAUCGCUCUUGAAGCGUUCCUGGGAUCCGAUCGCGCCGAGCUUGAACGGAAUCAAACCUAAGAAAUUGCCCGGAAAUCCAAUCUUAAUAAUAGUACCGUCCGGCAUUUCCCCGACCGUUUCUUCUCGUCAGCACAAGUGGAUCACGCAAUUAGGUACGUUAGGUACGGUCGUUACCGUUCAUACACACAUGGGAUUGGCGGGCAACAGAAUGACCAUGCUGGUGUGCAUGGAUCAAUUAGUUCAAGCUACGAGAGCCAAGAUACAAGAUGUCAGAAGCGACUGUCCAGGCAGGCCGAUUAUACUCGUGGGUUUCAACACUGGCUCGGCGCUUGCUUGUCAGGUGGCACAGAUGGAACAUGUAACCGCUGUUACUUGCAUUGGAUUUCCUUUUGCGACGGCUGAGGGGCAACGUGGCGCGCCCGACGACACGUUAAUGGAUAUUCGCUGUCCCAUUAUGUUCAUCAUCGGGCAAAAUGCCACACUCGUUAGAGCGGACGAUUUGGAGGAUCUCCGACAGAGGAUACAGGUCCAGACGAGUCUGGUGGUCGUAGGCACGGCUGACGAUCAUCUCAGGAUAUCCACGACCAAGAAAGUACUCGAGGGCAUCACUCAGAGUAUGGUGGACAAAUGUAUACUGGAUGAGAUCGGCGAUUUUAUCGGUAGCAUUCUACUGCAACCGCAUCCAUUGCCGCUGCGACCUACGAUCACAACCAACGGCGAUAACAAGACCAAGAAGGAGUCUCACAAACGGAGAAACUCCACUAGCAGUUCCGUGGAAAGCGAGCCUAAUUCGCCGGUCACGAAGAAGUCCCGACCGAACUCGCCGGUAUCUUCCGCGCUAUCGGCUGGGACGAACACGGCGUCGAGCUCGACUUCCAAAAUCAGUUCACUCAACACCCAAUCUAAUCUGGUGCAAGUGAGCGGACAGCAGACAAACCAUUCUUCCACUAUCAGACGAAAACGACCCACGAGCAAUCAGAAAAAUCAAUUCGCGGAACAUAUGAAGACUUCUAAGCUUCCUGGACAGACAAACAUUAAUGCGGAAAAUGGCAUAACGCUCAAUAUUGGUACACUGGCAAGUCUGGCGCCGAUAGGGCCGAUACGUCUGGCGCCCACCACUGUCAGCCAAUCGCCUCCCAAAGCGUCCAAAUCUUCGACGACGCCCAGCAAAGUACCGAAAAUCAUUUCAAACGUAGCGCUGCAGGGCAUUCCCAAGAUGAAGACGAUAGUAUCUUCUAACAAACCUUAUUCAAACAUGAUAUCAAGCAAUUACAGACAAGUCAAUAUACCUGACAAAAACGGAGACGCAAAAUUGGUCAACAUUUUCACCACUGGAAAUCAAAUUAGAGUUAAUACAAGUUCCGGAGCGGGAAGCGGCAAGUCGACCGCGACGAGUGGCACGCUAUCGAAUCUUUUGCAAAACGGAAAGAGCACCAUUGCGCUCGCGAGCGCAUCCUCCGCCCGUGUGUCAUCGACUUCCAGUAUUCUACUAACGACCACCAGUUCGCCGGCGAAUAGUAUACCGCCAUCCACAUCGACAGUUGCAAAAGCGAUGGAGGAGAUGGGAAUGUGCGGUGACUCUCACUUGUUGGACAUAUCGAAAUUGGCGCACUUACCACGACAAGCGGCCGCAUCCAACAAUACCGAUAACUCCCACAGUACGCCAUGCGGUAACAUAGUCAUUGUCGAGAAUUCCCUCCACAACAGAAGCGCGCCUUCGUCGGUGAUAGUCCCGUUUAACAGCCAAAGCACCGGCAGCAUUUUGCCCUUGUCCAACAAAUUAAAGAUCUCUCACAAGUCGAUAAAGACCAUGCCGAAGAUCACGGUCAACGCCAACAAUUUACAGAGACUGCAGAAGGGAAAGCCGCAGGGCGUCCAGAAGAAGAGUAUCGCGAACGAGAUCGAUGACGAUUUGGGGAAUAUAUUGGACAUACCGAUAAUAUUCGCCAAGGACGACGACAACCUGAGCAACAUCGACAAGAUACCGGUCGUGACGCAGACGACGCUGGCCAAGGAGGCUCAGGAGAGGCCGAAGUUGAACACCACUAAGGUGGUUCUGAUAAGUAACAAGCAGGACAAGCUGCAACAGACACCGAACAAGAUCGGAGCAGCUCCCGCGCAAGCCGUCAUAUGUCCCAAUAUGCCCGUGCAAAAUCUAAACCAGCUGAUAUUGCAGACGCGAGCGCAGAGCAGCGGUGUCCUGGCGAAGAACAGAAUCGGCAUGGCGAUGGAAAAUCGACUGGUGCAACCCACCGUGAAGUACACCAAGAUCAUCCUGGCGAAGAGAAACCCGCAGUCGCUUCAGCAGACCGAGAGAAGCGAGCAGUUGGUCGCGACGAGGACUGUGGAAGACAUAGGCGCGCCUAAAAUCCUGACCUUCGAGAAGGACGAGCACAGAUACGUGCAGGCGCAACCUUCCAAGGCAGCGAGCGUUUGCGAUCCUCUCACGGAGAACAAUCCACUUACGGAUAACGUGCUCGAGAUCGAGGACGCUAUUAAGACGAAUAUCAUUGAACGCAAGUACCUGUCCGCGCCUGCAAUUGACGCGAUGUCGCUUGCGACUCUCGACGACGACGACUGCGAUAUUUUGAAUGAAACGAAGUUGGACGAGAAGGUGGACCUGGAACAGUCUACUCUUGAUAAUGCCAAUGAAAUGCAAACCUAGAAUACACAAUCGCUUUACGAAAGCUGAUAAUAUAUUAAUUGUGCAAUACGCGAGAAGAUACCUGUGAAAUAUAUCAUUUCAAUGUCGGUAUUUAGAGAGAUGUGUAACAACAUACUGAUAUAUCACAAGACUAAUGAAAGCUAUAUAAUCUCGAGAUUAAAGAUUAAUUUAUAAUAUUAUAAUAAACGAUUAAUGACGAUAUUAAUGAUAUUAAUGACGAUGAUUAAUUUUUUUCUAUUGCAUAUGUUAUACAUCAUAUAUGUCAUACUGUACUGGUCUCUAAGCUUUAAUAGUGAUAAUUAAUACUUUGUUGUUAUAAUGAGAUUCAAAUGUGAUUCAUCUUUGUUCUUUAUAUGUUACAUAUGCAUAAACGCGAGAGUGGAAAAAAUAUGUGUGUCUGCACAUAAAAAAAAAAUUAUAUUUAUUAUUCAACUUAGAAAAAUGCCUAAUAAUUAUAGAUAUUCUUCCAUAUAUAGCACGUCCGUUAUUAACUCCAAAUUGGCCAAAGAAUUUGAAAGGUGAAAAAUAAAUAGUACUGAUAGCAGAAAAUACUGCUAUUUCGUAAAUUGCGUACUAUACAACUGUUACAUAAUGCAUUUGUAUUAUAAAUUUAACAUGUAAAGAUUUACAAAUAAAAUUAUAUAUGAAUAAAAA